This is a messenger RNA of Cydia pomonella (codling moth), 7439 nucleotides long. RefSeq names its product probable ATP-dependent RNA helicase spindle-E (gene spn-E). The transcript is spliced from 27 exons. The record is from RefSeq and is a predicted model, not a curated record. The coding region runs from base 309 to 6164 and encodes 1951 amino acids. NCBI's taxonomy places the organism in Eukaryota, Metazoa, Arthropoda, Insecta, Lepidoptera, Tortricidae. Gene Ontology annotation, molecular function: RNA binding; ATP binding. Gene Ontology annotation, cellular component: intracellular anatomical structure.
AGAAAUUUUGGGAGUAGUGCCUUUUUGAUAGUUGUUCGAUAAUUUUUUAAUCGGUACGAUAAUUUUGAUACUCAAAUACGAUAAUUCUCUUCCGCUCACCUGGCAACACUGUUGCAUUAUCUGUUUUACUUCGCCUUACUUUUUUGCAUUCAAAACAACGAUCGCAUGCGAUCCACAACUUUUUCACUGUCGGCAACAAGAUAAACCUUGUUCAGCAUAGUGUCAAAUUCUUGUGAAACAUACAUUUAAUUUGAUCUUGCUUACUAAAGUAGGUACAGUAACCAGAUUGUUACUAUACAACAGAAAAAAUGGACGAAUUACGGUCGUUUUUCAACGACCCUCGUCCAUCGCAGUCCAAUGUGGUAAAACUUAAAGGACCCUUAACUGCCGGUUUUCGUAUCACGAAAGAAGAUACCCUAAAUGAGCUGAACAGACGAGAAGAUCAUCGGCAUUCAGUUAUUUUGAGCGGCACUGAUUACGCCCGUGAAGUUAAGGAACGGGAGAUUGCAGCUUAUUUGAAGAAUGAAACAGAACGAGAUCGCUGGGACAGCAUGUCCGACCGACUGGAGUCUUUGGAGCAUCUGUCCUCACUGGGAACUUCUCUGCCAAAUAUUGGAGAGCUGACGGAGGAAGCCAUGACUGAAGUGUACAGCAAGUACUCAUUUCAAAUGAAAGAAGACACCAACAAUUUAUCCAUCAACAGCUCUAAAACUGAUAUUUUAGAUCGUAUCAGAGGGUUCCCAGUUGUCAUCAUAGAAGGGCCCACAGGCUGCGGUAAGACCACACAAGUGCCGCAGUGGAUCCUGGAUGACUGCCACAAGCAUCGCAGGGCUUGUAAGAUUAUAGUCACGCAACCUAGAAGGAUCGCUGCCAUAUCCAUAGCUAAAAGAGUUGCGCAGGAGCGGGGUUGGGAUGUUGGUGGGCUUGUUGGUUAUCAGGUUGGACUAGAAAACAGGACUUCUAAUGACACUAGGAUUCAUUACGUGACAACAGGAGUAUUGUUGCAGAAAUUAGUAAAUGCCAAAACAAUGAAUGAAUACACACAUAUAAUACUCGACGAGGUCCACGAGCGUGGUCAAGACAUGGACUUCCUUUUACUGGUCGUCAAGAAGUUGCUAUACACUGUAUCACCAACAGUGAAAGUGAUACUGAUGUCAGCCACGUUCCAAACACAGAAGUUUGCGGAUUACUUCAUGAUCCCCACGCCGAGGGGGCAGCACAUGGCUUCUUGUAUACAAGUGAAUAAGAAGGACCCAAUGUUCUCUGUGAAGACCUUUUACUUGGAACAGCUGAGUAAAUUUGGCUCGCUUGUCGAAGCCUGCACGCCCAAAGCUCACGAACCAACCGUAAUCAGCGAGAUGUACCACCUUGUAGUGAAGCUGGUGAAUGCUUUUGAGCAGAUUGACAUGACAGAGGACAAAAUUGCCAACCGGUCAGAAGCUGAUCUGCCUUCUGUGUUGAUAUUCCUACCGGGAAUAAAUGAGAUUGAGGACCAGUAUAAUGCCUUAACUGACAUGCAAUUGAGAAAGAAAAUAUCCCCGGAAUGUCCCCGCUACAACUGGUGGGUGCUGCCCCUCCACUCCACCAUCACGGCGGACGAGCAGGUCCGCGUGUUCCAGCGCGCGCCGCCCGGCCACCGCAAGCUCAUCCUCGCCACCAACAUCGCCGAGAGCUCCAUCACCGUGCCCGACAUCAAAUAUGUGAUCGACUUCUGCCUGAUGAAAAUCUUAGUAGCGGACUCUGCGACCAACUUCUCAACCCUGAGCCUGACCUGGGCUUCCAAGAGCAACUGCGAGCAACGCGCUGGUCGCGCGGGUCGUGUCCGGGACGGCCGCGUGUACCGCCUAGUGCCUGCCAAGUAUUAUGACAAGUUCCAACAAGACAGCCCGCCGGAGAUCGUCCGCUGCCCGCUGGAGCGCCUGGUGCUGCUGGCCAAGAUGCUGGACAUGGGCCCGCCCAGCGACGUGCUCGCGCUCGCCAUGGACCCGCCCGAGAUGGCCAACAUACAGCGCACCAUGCUCGUGCUCAAGGAGAUCGGAGCUCUAAAGAAGACAGUGGACGGCGAGUGGUCCUCAUCAGACGGCGAGCUCACGUACAUGGGCCGCAUCAUGGCGCGCCUGCCGCUCGACGUCAAGGUCUCCAAGAUCAUCAUACUGGGGCAUAUCUUCGGCUGCUUGGAAGACAGCAUCAUUAUGGCCGCUGCGUUGUCAGUGAAGAACGUAUGUAGCAGCCCGUUCCGCGAGCGCCUGAACGCCUACAACGCGAAGCUGACUUGGGCUGAUGGCUCCACCAGUGACUGCGUUGCCUUCCUACACAUAUACAAAGUGUGGGACAGAUUCCGGCAACAGCAGUUCUUUAAGCAGAAGGGCAACAGCGAAGCGGCGUGGGCGCGGCGCUUCUACGUGCAGCUGCGCGCGCUGCGGGAGCUCGGCGACAUGGUGCGCGAGCUGCGCCACCGGCUCAGUCGCGAGGGCGUCGAGGCGCCCAAGGGCUCGCCCUGGGCGCCCAACCAUCUCGCCUUCGUGCACAAGGUAACUGUUGUCUUCUACGUGCAGCUGCGGGAGCUCGGCGACAUGGUGCGCGAGCUGCGCCACCGGCUCAGUCGCGAGGGCGUCGAGGCGCCCAAGGGCUCGCCCUGGGCGCCCAACCAUCUCGCCUUCGUGCACAAGGUAACUGUUGUCUUCUACGUGCAGCUGCGGGAGCUCGGCGACAUGGUGCGCGAGCUGCGCCACCGGCUCAGUCGCGAGGGCGUCGAGGCGCCCAAGGGCUCGCCCUGGGCGCCCAACCAUCUCGCCUUCGUGCACAAGGUAACUGUUGUCUUCUACGUGCAGCUGCGGGAGCUCGGCGACAUGGUGCGCGAGCUGCGCCACCGGCUCAGUCGCGAGGGCGUCGAGGCGCCCAAGGGCUCGCCCUGGGCGCCCAACCAUCUCGCCUUCGUGCACAAGGUAACUGUUGUCUUCUACGUGCAGCUGCGGGAGCUCGGCGACAUGGUGCGCGAGCUGCGCCACCGGCUCAGUCGCGAGGGCGUCGAGGCGCCCAAGGGCUCGCCCUGGGCGCCCAACCAUCUCGCCUUCGUGCACAAGGUAACUGUUGUCUUCUACGUGCAGCUGCGGGAGCUCGGCGACAUGGUGCGCGAGCUGCGCCACCGGCUCAGUCGCGAGGGCGUCGAGGCGCCCAAGGGCUCGCCCUGGGCGCCCAACCAUCUCGCCUUCGUGCACAAGGUAACUGUUGUCUUCUACGUGCAGCUGCGGGAGCUCGGCGACAUGGUGCGCGAGCUGCGCCACCGGCUCAGUCGCGAGGGCGUCGAGGCGCCCAAGGGCUCGCCCUGGGCGCCCAACCAUCUCGCCUUCGUGCACAAGGUAACUGUUGUCUUCUACGUGCAGCUGCGGGAGCUCGGCGACAUGGUGCGCGAGCUGCGCCACCGGCUCAGUCGCGAGGGCGUCGAGGCGCCCAAGGGCUCGCCCUGGGCGCCCAACCAUCUCGCCUUCGUGCACAAGGUAACUGUUGUCUUCUACGUGCAGCUGCGGGAGCUCGGCGACAUGGUGCGCGAGCUGCGCCACCGGCUCAGUCGCGAGGGCGUCGAGGCGCCCAAGGGCUCGCCCUGGGCGCCCAACCAUCUCGCCUUCGUGCACAAGGUAACUGUUGUCUUCUACGUGCAGCUGCGGGAGCUCGGCGACAUGGUGCGCGAGCUGCGCCACCGGCUCAGUCGCGAGGGCGUCGAGGCGCCCAAGGGCUCGCCCUGGGCGCCCAACCAUCUCGCCUUCGUGCACAAGGUAACUGUUGUCUUCUACGUGCAGCUGCGGGAGCUCGGCGACAUGGUGCGCGAGCUGCGCCACCGGCUCAGUCGCGAGGGCGUCGAGGCGCCCAAGGGCUCGCCCUGGGCGCCCAACCAUCUCGCCUUCGUGCACAAGGUAACUGUUGUCUUCUACGUGCAGCUGCGGGAGCUCGGCGACAUGGUGCGCGAGCUGCGCCACCGGCUCAGUUGCGAGGGCGUCGAGGCGCCCAAGGGCUCGCCCUGGGCGCCCAACCAUCUCGCCUUCGUGCACAAGGUGAUCCUCGCGGGCGCGUUUUACCCGCAGUACUUCGUGCACGGUUCGCAGAACGAGACGCGCGAGCGAGAUGCACUGCGUGAACUAAACGGGCUUGAUCCGCGCACCACAGUGUACUUGAAGAAUUUCCCCGACCACCAGCCCGGCAACAUCUACGCUGCGGCCAUCAAGAACAAGGUGCACGAACUCAUCAAAGAAGAGCCGCGCGUCACCUUUGACAAGAACAGCAGGAAAGUUUUCCUGACCUUCCCAACUAGUGAAGAAACCUGCAGGGGCGGAACGCACCGCAAUAAUGCAGAUAGAGACCCAACGAUCCCAGGCCAAAUAUUACUGGCAGUGUACAAGGCUAUCAAAGCGAGACAACAGAAGAUGGAAAUCAGAAUACCUCUGUUACCGUUGGAGGAAGCGAAAGCUCUCGCCGAGGAGAUGUCUCAGAGCCGAUCCGCCAUGCCCACGGAGCUGCAAGUGCCGAGGCUGCCCAGCAUCGACCAGACAUAUUUUCCCCUUAAAGUGACCCAGUUUACAAGCGUGGGCAAGUUCUGGGUGCAAUACGACGAAGAGACCGCAUUGAGCGAGUACAACGAGAUCCAAGCAAUACUCAACUGCAGCAAGCUCCUGAGCUACACCGACUCCGUGUCUCCAGGGGACCUGGUAGCCGCCCCGUAUACUGACCAGUACGUGUAUAGAGCACGGGUGCAGAAGGUGGUCAAAGACAUGGUUGAGAUCGCAUACAUCGACUUCGGCACCUUCGGCCGCAUCGCCAUAUCGAGCCUGCGCGUGCUGCCACCAGGAUUAUGUAUAACCACCCCGCCGCUGGCCAUGCCGUGCCGGCUGGCCGAGCUGGCGCCGGCCCCACUCCUAGACUCGCACGCGCAGUGGUCCCAACGUGCCGAGACCAUGUUCAAGCGCUUCGUGAGCCAGCCGCGCCUCAUGGGCAAGAUAUACUCGGUGGCGCACGGAGUGGUGUCGAUCGAGCUGCUGGCCAAAGGCGGCAACGAGAGUCUCAACAAGGAGCUCGUCAACGCCAAGCUCGCCAUCCUCUGCGAGGAGAGCUACGAGUCCAAGCUGAACCACGACCUGCGGCAGUCGGCGUGCGCGCUGACCUCGGACCUGAACCUGGCGCAGGUGCGCGCCUACAACCGCGAGCAGGCCGAGCACGCCUUCCGCGAGCUGCGCGAGCCCGCCGCGCCCGACGCGCGCCGCUGCUACGCCGACUGCUGCCUCAAGGGGCCCUUCAGCCCUCUGGAGGGAACAGUCCACAGCCUGAUGUACGGCAGCCGCGAGACGCAAGUGAACAUCGAGUGGAGCUCUAUCAACUCCGUGCUGCUCGAUACUGAGCCCCAGCGCGCUUACGAAAGGUUGCUGAUAGCAGCUGAUGUGGGUCAGAGCGAACACAGCAACAAGCUGACUCUGCGGCAUACGACCUUAAUGCCCAACGUGCCGGGCCUGCCCGCCAUCAUCGCGCUCCUGUUCUGUCCCACGGCGGAGCUGCGGCGCGGGCGGUGCGGCGCGCGGUACUGCGCGGCGCUGUGCGGGCUGGGCGCGGCGCCGGCGGGCGCGCCGCUGUUCCCCGAGCACGACCUGCUCGUCAGCGUCGACGCCGACCUCGACACCGAGGACGUCAGCAACAUUAACCACAUCCGCUACCUGAUGGACUACUCGAUCUACUGCCGCGAGGGGCAGGACACGCCCGCCAUCGACGACGAGGCGCGCCAGAAGGUCCCCGGCACCAUCCGAGACAUUCUGUUCAAACUAAUGGAGAAGCGGCGUAAACACCGCGAACCGGAAACCAUCCCCAACUCCUGGGAGUGGAACUCCGUACCCGAAGACGAGCUGCUCGAGAUCGACGCGCCCGAGCUAACAGCCUGCGCUACGGUCUACCCGCUCCACUCGCCGCAGGAGCUGCGCCCUAUACCCCGCGAACAACUCGACCAGCUCAAGCGGGAGGUCGACAAGCUGCGCCUGCUGGUCGACAGAUCAUCGAUCUCAUCGAGCGCGGAGCUGUCAUGUCCGCUGUGCAUGACGCCGCCCAUGCCCACGCACGCCAUGCGCAUACAUCUGUACUCCAACUCACACAAGGAAAAGGAGGAGGACUUUGCUAUCUUCAACGCCUAAAGGGUCUUAUCGCGUCUACGAGAAAUGGUACCAUAGUCUUGUACUUGUUUUUACAGUUAAUUCAUCAUAAUCAAUUAUUGUUUACCUAGUUGACGUCGCCCAAUCGUCUUUGCACCAUGGACGUAUAAAGCAAGAAGACUGUCUGUACAAAAUAUUGGAGGUACGCGAUUUUGUCUAAACAUUGUCGGUCUUCUUGCUUUAAUUAUACAUGUCUGCACCAAACAGUUGCAGCGUCACCAAUGGUUAUUUUAAGUAUAUUCAUGAUCAAAAGCCAAAGUGCAGGUAGAAUCCAUCGUUGAUCACCGAAUUGACUUCUUCCUUGUGUAUAGUAAGGCUGGCUAACAAAACCAAACGCUACAAGCUACUAACCAUAUGGUUUUUGCAGUAAGUUUAUCUGUAAAAACUCCGUGAAGAGACGAGACUGGUUUUCUUCCAGUACCUACUAAAGAAGAGGCUGGUCCUAAAUUAAGUGGAUAUAAUCCUGGAUAUAAUAGUAAAAUAUUUGCUAUUUAUAGGACCCGUUAUCUUAAAUAUAGAUUUAAGUCUAACUUUUGUUUUCUAUUUUUGUUGUUAGAGUUUAAUUUUAUUUUCAUAUUUGCCGAUACGUGAAUAAUUGAGGCGUGGGCAAAUAAACUAUGGUUGUCUAUGAUCUGAUUAUUAAGUGAUAACUAAAUUUAUAACUAACAGCUUAUGGACAAGAAGGGAAUUCGUUUCAUAGUUUAUGACAGUAAAUAUAAUAAUACAUGUUUACAUAUAUAUUUUUGGCUAGUCACAAAUGUUAUAAAUAACCAGUGCCAUUUUAUUACGCCUCGCUGUUUUAAAGUAAGAUGAGAUGAGGUAAGAAGAACCUUUUAUCCUAGCGUUCGACGUGCCCCGAACAAAUAAACUAUGGUCUUCCUACCCCAUCUUACUAUAUCAUUCCAAAAUAAUCUUUAAAAGUUUGCUGAUCCAUAGUGUUCAGUACUUGUUAUAUCGUCCAUAAUUUCAGUUGAUUACUUGUUUAUUCUUAGGACUAACAUUUGUUUUGUUUGUUGUUAUUACUAUCAUAUUAGUUUUAUGUCUGCAUAAAUGUGUAGUUUAAUUACUUUUGUAUGAAGCUUAUUGUGAUAAUUAAGGAGCUGAAUUGAGAAUUUACACCAAACCUAUAAGUAGUAAGUUAAAUUACGAUUAUACUAGUUACUAGUAUCAUUUGGUGUGACAUGUAUGUGAACAUACGAUAUUUCUUCAUGUUGAUGUUAUAAGACCAAAACUAUAUAAUAAAUGAGUAUUAAAAUA